CUAAGUUGAUCCUACCUGGAACCUCCGAAUCCCUGAAUCCCGGUCCAAGCCGAUUUGCGGCGUCCUCGCCAUCAUGGAUCCCAUCCCGGACCUGGUGGAUUCAUCUUCGCCGUCGUCGUCUUUGUCGUCCUCGUCGGAGUUGCAGGAAACCUUCCGUAACUUAACUGGUCUGUUGCAAAAGGAAUUUCCGAGCGUGAAUUUGCACGAUAUCCCGGGAUUCGAGCAAACCAAUCAAGGCGGAGGUGGAGGCAACUUCCUCUUCUUCCUCAUCUCGCUCAUCGUGGGCAUGUUCUGGAUCACCUACAUCACCUUCUUCAACUCCAGACGUGUGGGACAGAUUGUGACCAAGAUUGUCAAUCGAUUCAUCACGGAUCAAGGCGGAUACCUCAAGAUCGGGUCUUUGUCAUGGUCGGUUUUACCGGGCAAAGUCAUGUUUCGAGAUGUCGCCUACAUCACGAAGGAUUACACAGUCAGGGUCCAAGAUGGUUACCUUGUUUUCCGAUGGUGGAAGCGCUAUGUGCCCAAAGAUGUAUCCGGCGAUUUAUCUCACUCGUACACCCGAUUAUCCGUGGUAUUAUCUGGCCUCGAAAUUCAUAUGUACAAUCGCACGGAUGUGUACCGAGAGCUGGAAAAGACGUUUGGACUGGAUUCGAGUAAACAUUUUCGUGGGGUGUCAAAACCCAAUGUCAAAGAAGAGGAGCUCAGUUCGCAUUCGCAAGAAGACGACAAUUCCACAGCAUCUUCCAGAAGUUCAUACAUAUUAGGCAAGAAUUGGCGGGACCUCAUACCGGUGAUUAAAAUUGAUGUGUCAAGCGGAAAAGUGGCCUUGGGCAAUCGCCUUCUAGCCACCACAUUGGUCCUGUCGGCCGAAGAUGCUCACCUAACAUACUCAACCAAGCCUGCGGGGUGCUCUCUGGAUCAUUUUAUGCACUUCAUCAAGGCCAAAGUGGAAAACUUCAAAGCUCUUUUAGCCCCCAGUCCCAAAUAUAUGGGAAUGCGCGACGAAGCUCCACGCUUCAUGGGCGAGGGCUUUGUUGUGGCAUCGUCCAAUGAGUUGAACAUCUACCAUUACAUGGAUCAAGCGGGGAACGUUCCACUCGAAAAUCACGAUUCGUUCCCUGUACCUGAGUGGGGCGUGGAUAUUCGUUGCGGGAAAGGGACCCGUUUCAGUUACGGUCCUUGGGCUGACCGCCAAAGAGAGCAAAUCUACAAGUUCUUCUUCCCUCCGGACUAUUUGCCGCAGGUGGUCACAUCUCCGCCUCAACCGGGCGAGAAACGGUUGGCGCGAUAUUUCCGCAUUCGCUUGAGCACUGAGCACGAAUCUUCUUUGGACGUGCUCUUCACGAAGCUGAAGGAGACCAACGCAGUCCAUGUGAAUGUGGGUCCUGGCACCAACUUUGAGUUCAAGUUGCCUUGGUUCGUGGAUCAGAGGGGCUUUACUUCCACUGUGACCGGAACGCUGAUGAUGGUUGAAGCCACGACAUCUUUGAAGUACCGAGAGUUACUCAAGGCCGAAACACUCCAGUUGAAGAUCCUCAUGAACUUCCCAAUCCAUUGGAAUGACCACCAAGACUGGCAGUACUCUUUCAUUGGAACCAAGUUGUCAUUGCAUUUCCUCUUUGCUCACAAGUGGUUCUUCGAGGAUCUUUUGGACGACUGGGCCUCCAAAAGUCCCCCUGAUCUCCUUUCGUUCGUUCCCUACACGUGGAACAUUGACUUAACGUUGAAAAAGUUCGAAUUGAUCUCCCCGACCAACGAGUUCAAUUGGUUGGAUACCUCGUCAACUAAUCCAGAGAACGCCUACAUGGGUCUGUGCGGUCAAAUCCUCAAGGUUAAUUUUGCCUUGCCUUUUACCGAAUUCUUGCCGGAAACCAUUCCAUUCCAAUUUGAUAUUAGCGGCGAGAUGGUGGAUCUCGUUUUAUAUUUGAACUCAACCAAUACUAGUCAUGAUAUUCUGAAAUCGCUGGACGACAAUGCCAAACUUGUGACUCGGGAUGGCCAAUGGAAAUGGAAGAAAGACGGCCAGGAAACGCGCUGGCGAAGUGUGUGCAAGUAUGCCGACGGCUGGAUCGACUGUUGGUUCGCUCCCAAGGCCGCUCUUCAGAUCGAGUUCGUCUAUCAUCCGAUUCCAUUGCCCGGACCCGCGCCUCCACCCGUGGUGGCCACUCCUGACAAGGAGACUAUGCUCCUCUAUCCUCUUCGUGCUCCAAUCGAGAUUCAGAAACCGUUUGUCAGAAGGAUGUCAACCAAUGCUCCCAAAGAUUUCGACCCCUUCACCAUGGAGGCGGAUAUGUGUAGUGUUCAUCUAUUCAUUGAUCAGAGCACAGGUUACCUCUUCGGUACGCUCAUCCGAAGUUUCAUGCAUUUGAAAGAGAACAUUUUUGGCGAGGAUCAACAAUUCACGCCCAUGGGCUCUAGUUUUGAAGAGCACCAGCAGGCCCCAUCUUCCAAUUUAAAGGAGCCAGGCGAAUCAAAAGCCGGGGACCAGUUCGACCCUCGGCUAUACCGACCCAUCAAUGUGGUUCUGGACCUUACCAUAAGCAACGCCCAAGUUCACCUCAUGAAGAAUUGCUCCGUCUCUGACUCCCCGUGUCCUUUUGCCAUGGUGGAGCGAAUCUCGUUUGAGAUGGAGAAAGACUAUCGAGAGACACGCCUACAACUGUUGCUGUCUCCAGUCGUGGUGAGGAUCGGGGCUUUGUCCAACGUGUCCCAAUCAAACCUUCAAAGUGAGCAAUUGCGCCAAGGUCAUCUCCUCCUGACUGGCUUACAAUUCCGAGGCCACGCCCUGUUCAGUGAAGUGGACCGACCUUUGGGAAGUGACACCCUAGAGUACGGCUGGCUGAUCGAGAUCCAAUGUGGAUCGCUCUUGGGCAAAGUUACCGCAUCUCAGUUGUACAACGUGUUUCUGUGUCUGGAGACGUUCUUAUUCUUGGCCGUGGAUAAAGAGAACGUACUCAAGCAUCCUAGGCCAUUCAAGCUCUGCCAGCAUAAUCUCAGUCAAAAAGAAUGUCAAAAUGUCCGACCAGAUCAGACGUGCUCCACUGUGGAAGAGGUCAAGUAUAGUAUGGUUCGUUUUUUGAUCGAUUACGUCGACGUGCAAGUAGUCGAGAAGAGCUCGUGUCUGAAGUUGAAGUCUUGUCCCAUCCGAUUUGUGUUGUGCAAUCUCCAUGGUCCUCAAACCAAGCAAGGCGUAACGGCCCUCAUUAAACAAGUGACUUUGAGACAGUAUAUCAGCUCGAACUUUCCCCUAAGUCGGGCGGAUAUUGAACCUUCUCAUCACGGAGACAUCUGGAUCGAAACUGGGUCCAUCAAAUUUGGACCGGUCAUCAUUGAGGGCGCGCUCUCAGGUUACACCAAUGCUCAGAAGGACUUCCAGAAGGAUCAGCAUGAUUUCUUGCAGAAACAUGACCGAAAAUCGAGACGGUUGUGGUUCUUAUGGCCUCAAGCCCUCACCAAAGUGGAACCCAAGAAAUUAGGCAAAUGCGGUUGUGUGGGAGGCUGUAAUUUCUUUGGAAACAACACCAACGGCCAGGACUUUUUCCACCCCAAACCCCAGGAUGUGAAGGCUUUGAAAAAUGUAGCGUUCCCCGUGAUUCGCGACCGUAAAGAAGAUCCGGGCUAUGGCCAGAGUAUUAUCCAUGAUCAUGAGUUGGCUGUCCAAGGAGUAGCAGCCUUUGGCUUUCCCAUUGAGACAUUUCUUCCCAGCAACUGGCCACAUUCGUGUUACGAGCCCGAAAAACUUCCAUUGUGUCCCGAUAUCCGAACCUACAAGAGCACGUCAAGUCAUGCCAGUGAUACCCCAAAGCAUCCCAAGUACCACAGGUCUUUCUCGGGCAAGCAUGGACCCGCCAACAUCAUCCAAGGAGCCAUGACCCAUCCCAGACGAAAGCGCUCAAUCUCGGCCACUUCUGAGGCGGGGAAGGUACUCUCCUCCGUCAAUGACCAAGACCAACCUGGAGGGGCAGACCUGGGAAAAUCGUCCCUCUCCAAAGCCUCGAGUCUGAUCCAAGUUCCAGGCGAGAAGGGUCUUUCAGACGCAGCUCAAGCCAAAUUGAUUUCUAGAACGGAAUCCUUGGUGAGCGAUGUGCUUUCAUUCUAUUCUUUGGAUGAAGAGGAAGGAAACCCCAAAGUGUCGUUUGGACUGAGUAGCCCGAAGUCCCUCCGAUCUAGUACUUCCAAAAGCCUCCACAAGCAAUUCUCGAACUCCACCCAAUAUGGAAGCCUAUCUUCGCCAACGUCCACCGAGUAUCACACCGCCAGCAGAGGGGCCUCCUCACCAUUGUCUCAGUCGUCGAAUAUCUUCACAUCUCCUUCCAUUAGUCAAUAUGAGACGGCCAAUAGCCGGAGUGCCGGCGCCAGGUCAACAUCAUCGCUCUCCUUUGACACACCCACAUUGCAGCCAGAUAGUCCCCAGAGUUUGGAUGCCCUGGAUGAGGAAGGGGGCUCUGGUACUCUCUCGAGGGUGGACUCGUCUGCUUCGUUCAUUUCGGCUGUGUCCGAGCACGAUGACCUGGGCAUGGUCAACUUACAUAUGCAAGUGAACAAGCCCAUCUCGGAGUCGCCUUUGUUGAUGUCCAGUUACAUCUCGCACUUGACCCAAUUGCGAUGCUCACAUUGGAACGAAAGCGUGGGGGUUUUGGCCCAUGAGCCUAGUAACAAAGCGGUUCCAUUUUUGUCCCAAUUCGCGUUGAUCGAGGAGGGCUUUAGCUCGAUUGAAAUGAAGGAUAAAGACGAGAAGGAGACACUGGAUGAGACCAUCUCUAAAGGAGAUUGGGAUGGUCCGAGUGAGUUCGAUGCCAACCGCGAGCACACCAGUUUCACGAGCAAUAUCACGAAUAGCAAUACUUCCAAAGCAACCGUCAUUGUCAGAUUCAAAGGCUCCAUUGACAUCAUUUGCUGCCCCAUCAUGUUGGAAUCGCUGGAGAAGACUUGCACAUCGUUAAACAACACCUUCAGCAAGAUCCAUCCGAUUUCGGUGGUGAACCACCUCCAUUCCACGUCUGUAGAUCGAGUGGAAUCAAGAAAUACGCUGAAGAAAGAACGAAGUCUGGAUUUGCAGGAGAAACUGAUUAUUGAGCCCAAGGAGGCCAAAAUGAAGAAAUCUGACAAAGAGCAACCCUCUCCGGACACAUGUCGCACUUUUGAAAAGAGCAUCUCCUCGUUCAUGCAAGCCUCAUUGAUCCUACCCAAGAUCAAUGUCAUGAUCCUUCAAGCUUCGGUCGUGGAGGAAAUGUGUGCCUUCUCCGCUCUCGAUCAAGUCAAGGACAUCACGUGUGUGUCACUCUUGGCCUUGGGCAUCAAAGAGACUUCGUUCCAAUUUUGCAAGACCUCCCAGUCCAAGAAGAUUGUCCAGAUUUACCUGCAGAACCAGAAACCCUCUGGGAAAAAGAAGAAGAGCAAGUACAAGAUCCCCGAUGUCCGCCAUCAAAAUGAACCGUUUGCCUACGAGUCCUCAGAGACUCAACGCGAGGAGCUCUUUAUGACUGGCUCCAUGCAAAAGGUUCACGCUCAACUCCGACGCCUUCGGAACGAUAGUUCCAUCUUGCAAGAUGCCGCCAUCACCGCCAUUCCCAACCAUCAAUCCAAGGUGUUUUUCGAGUACGUCAAUGUGCCUCGACUCAGUAACAAUCGCACCAGUACCCCUGUGGGGGAAAAUCUGGAUUCCUCCAUCAAAAGAAAACGCGAUUCCGAGCUGAAAAUGGGAUAUAACAUGUGCGAGUGUGGUCUUGAAGGUCUCAGUCUCAAAGUGGCUAAAAGGUCCAGUCAUCAAGGAGAUGGGGGACCCGAGGCCAGUCAAACCGAUCCCUCUUCUUUGCAUGUCGUGAGUGAGAUGAAAGAUGAGGGCGGUCCAAAAGCUGAGGAUGUGCGCUCUCAUGGGGGAGAGAGCAGCACCAGCGGUCAAGAGGAAGAUCCACUAAAGCCCGGCCAUGGCAAGAAGUCCACCGCAUCUGGCUCUGCAGAGUUAAAAGCUAGUUGGUUUAAUUUUGCAGCUCCCCCCAAAACUCCUAUCUCCAAGAAGAUUGAUUUCACCAAGUUGGAUUGGAAUCUUCUCAGCACUGCGAGCCCGUCCAUCGAUGCUUGGCUGGGACCCAUUGAUCGGUUCCAAAAUGCAGCAUCCGCUUGUAUCCAGAUGUAUCAUCUGCGUCUGAGUGCCACCAUGGCCGCAUUGAUGGCCGACUCCCUGGACGUGGCCACGGAGAAUUUUCUUUCUUUGGCCAAACAUGACAAAUUGACGGCCUUGUCAAGAACGCUACGAGAAGACCCCUCAUGCCAAUUGUGUUCCAUUCUGCUCAAAUACAUGAUCCGGGGCAAUUUGCAGGACAUUGAAACCAAUUUGAAUGAUGGCGUUCCACCGCUAACCACUAUUCGUCAAGGGAUCGUAGUUUUGUCCCGACAAUGGAAAAAUGCGCUGUCCACCUCGAUUCUCAUUGAGUACAACCUGAGGUAUCGAAGCCUCAAGAACCUGUAUGGGGCAGCCCAGAUGAAUUUGGAGCCAAUUCACGAACAGACCGUUGAGGGUGAUGAUGGAGACGAUGAUGACGACGGUGACGAUGACGACGGUGACGAUUAUGAGGAAGAAGAAGAUGGUGACGAAAACGAAGGAGACGAAGAGAGUGAAGGAGAGGAGAAGGAUCUUGAAGGGGAUUAUGACGAAGAGGCCCUGUUGUUGAGAGGGGCUAACAACCACCGUUACAACAACUUCAAGAGUGGCUCCAUCAUUUCCGACAUCUCUGCCAGUUUGAGAGCCAAGUUGUCUCCAGGGCAUUUCAGUCCUCUCUCGGAGGACAUGGUGCUUCUGGAGAGGAAUCCCCGAAUGACAGGAAACCGAGCUUCUAUGGUGAGUGUGGAUUCCAACGAAUUUGUCCAAUCCGUUCCAAGCGAAUUUCUUCCCACAUCGGGUGAUGUGAGUCCCACUCCUGGGACGAAAGAGCGAGACGAAAGUCUUUACGAGUGGAUGAAGAGACAACAAUCCUUCAAGGAUAACACCAAACAUUUCGAGGACGACAAACUCAACGAAGAUGAUAUCAAGAGCAACCUGGAGAAGGUGUCUCGCGCGCAAGUGAUACCCCAAACCAAAGCUAUGCAUUUAUUGGAUGCUCACAUCAUUUUCGAGCCUUUACUAUCAAGUUUGGGACUCAUGCCUCAACAAAUCCAGAACCUAUCUCUCAAGACCCUAGGCUAUAAUGUGUCCUUCUUGAGUUACAUCGAUGAGGUCCGAGUGGAUAUCAUGGAAUCGGAAAUUGGCAAGCGCACGCGAUCCAUGCGACAUCUGUCCGAAAGCGAUCAAUCUCCGGCCUUCAUGUGCGAAAAAGUAUGCCUCCAAAUCGAGUUGAAGAAAGUCACGGACAUCAAUACAGUGGAUAAGAUGAAGGAAAAAGUGGUUCCGUUGUACAUGUCUAGAGCCCAACUUAAACGACACACGAGCAGUCUGGUCAAUUUCAGCAUUGAUGUCCACCAAAUCUCCCAAAGAAUCAACAUGCCUCUGCUCAGACUGGCCAAUCAAAUCGUCACCAUGCAUCUGAACGUCAAGGAGACCAACGAAGAAUUGCGAGAAAAUAAACCCCAUGAGGAACCGGAGUCGAGUGAGCAAAAGGACUACAUGAGACGCAAAAAGUGCUCCUCGGAAAGCUCAAGUAGCUCGAAUCUGUCCUCCAUGCCCACGGAGUCCGUUGCUCCUUCGAAUGAAAAGCACAACUUAUCCUCGGACUCGGCCAAAUCGAACAAACCGCCGAGGGCAUUCCAAACCCCAAGCCCUUCAUUGGCGCUCAAAUCUAGUCUGAAGCAUCGGCCCAAAAGCUUUGCUCAAAAGUUCCGGCCCAACUCCCGUUUGGCUGGAAUCGGCGGGUAUGCCAACAUGGAUAGUCCACUCCACGAGCUGCAGGAUUCAUUCGUUUUGACCAAUGCGCCAUUGGAGAUGAUUACCGAAGAAAUGACCACAAUCAAGUGUUGGAAGACCAUGUACAACUUGUUGGAAUUGUAUUCAACCAUGCCCACCACCAAGACCGUUCAACGGCAAAGCCUCACACCAGUCUCGAACAACGUCAAUUUGGAAAUGGGCAUUCUACAAAAGGGCGGCAAGCGUAUUACCACCCCGACCGCCCGAGAUGCACCUCCCUUACCCAAAACUCCGGAUUUGGAAGUACCCAAAGUCCAAACCCCCAGUGAGCAGCCUCGGCGACCCAAAGAGGUUUCCUUUGCGAAGGCUGAUGCCUCCAGACACGAGCACACGCCCUUGAUUGUGUUUGGCGUGGCCAAGAUCCGCACCACCAAACUCAUGGCCACUCUCAGUGGGCUCAAACUUGAAGGCGAGAUCAAGGGUCUUCAAUCCAGCAUGCAAUACAGAGAGAAGAUCCGCGCUCCAAUGAAAGGGGUGGCAGAAGUCUGUGUCACGGGUCACAUGGAAGAAACGAACAUUGUGCUUUUGGAAGGGCUGUUGAAACAAGAGCAGACCGUGGUGAAAGUGGUCAUUGGGAAAUCUCAAGUGAUCUACACGAGUCAUAUAUUGAAGAACAAGGACCGAAACAACGCCACUAUGGCUGUCAACUUGGUCCACGUGGAAAUCCCUCAACAUCCGGUAAGCCUUCACGGAAUAGUGACGAGAGGCACUAAGGAGCUCUCCAGUACACUCCAAGAGUUCAGAGGGGCUCGGAUUCUACAGCGAGGCAAGACCAUGAUGGCUACCGAUGAUUUGGAUGGGUCUUUGCAUCAGUCACCAAAAGUCAGCCACAAACAGACCCCAUCCGAAACUGCACCACUCCGGGAUGAUGAGAAAUCGGCCUUGAUCAAACCCUUUGUCAUGCAAUUCCAUGUCAUCAUUCACAAGUUGGCCAUCGAAGCUGCCUUACUGCCUUCUUUAAAGGCCGAAUAUGCCAUGUACAAUCUCUCCUCUAAAGGCAUGAGUGGAAGCAAGGCCAAAUUCGUGGUUGACCUCCCCAAGCAUGUGCUCAGUUUCAACACCAAAUUGGAGGUCGAUGUCACGGAAGCCAAUCUACCCUCAGAGGCCUCCAUUGAUUUACCGAAAGUGCAUGUGAAAGCGGAAUAUGUUCAAGAUGAUGGAAAAGGACCCUCAUCCUCAAACGGACCGGAUGGAUCAAUUCUGAGCAAGGGAAACUAUUUGAGCGCCGAUGCCCAGAUCGGAGAACUGGAACAUUGUCUCACCACCGAUUUGCUCAACCAUCUGGUUUUCGUGCAGAAAGUGUUCAUGAGAGAGGUGAAUGACGUGGUUCAAAAGAUGUCAGGAAGCGAUCGCCCUGUUCCAGUUUGGACCGAAUUCGGCGAGUUUGAAAUGUACCCGCAAAAUCAGGAGCACAAACGACUUCUGUUUUCCGUGUCCAUCCGGCUGAACACCAUCACCAUCACGGCUACAACUCCAGCCAACUCCGGUGUAAGGUUCGAGACUGGAAAAUCCGAGUUCCACAUCUCAAACCGUGUCCAAAGCAUCCAAGGGUCUCCAGUGGAGAAGUAUACCAUAUCAACUAUGGCCAAGGUGAAUAUUCGUCUCAGUUUGGGCCAGUUGAUCCGUGAUCCCAUCUAUUUUGAGGCGGAGCCCCAGUUCCAUCAACAAGCAUACUUCCGCACCACAAUUCAGUUGAGAAACGCUCUUCAAGGGGAAAAAAGUGCGGAUCGUGUGGAGAGCUCGGAUGCCAUCUACAUAACCCUUGAUCGCCCUCUUGUGUUUGUUCAACCCGUGGCGGUGGACAGAGCCAUCCUAUUUUGGCUCAGCUACAAGAAUGCUUGGGAAUAUUGGACCGAGCAGCGUUUGAACUUGAAUAAAGAUGUCCUUAUGGCCACCGAGCAAGUCUUGGAGAAAGUGCCCAUCAGUCAGAUUACUAGUCAGUUGAGUGCCCCACACGUUGGAACAGUGUUUCUCCAAGUGAAUGUCAAAGACAUUGGGAUAUGCAUUCCCGUCUCCUUGGACCCGACUGACGCUCUCAAGCAAGACAUGGAAACCAGAGGCGCGAUUGUGGCUACCGUGGAAAGUACGAGUAUCACGUCGUGCUCUGCACGCUCCACCGUGAGCAAAGGCAAAUUCCAAGACUUGUGUGUCAGGUUCACUGAGGAUUUCAACCAUUUCCAAGAUGAUUGGAAACCAGACCCAAAGGACGCGUCCCUCAUGAACUUGUGCAUCGUCUCAGAGGGCUCCUAUGAGAUCUGCAGUCACACAGAGAAGGCCAUUCGUGAUGAAAAUGCCAAAUGGCUGUUGAACAUCUCUUGGCAGAUGACCGGUGUAGAUGUCCAUGUUGAUACCAACAUUGGUAAGCAUCUGACCGCUUUGGGUAGUACGUUGACUUCAUUGACAGGAGAAAUUGAGGAGGAGGGCUCUCCGGAAUCUCAAUCCAUUUCGGAGGACGAUGAAAACGAUUUGUCCUCUUCUGAUGACAUGUCCUACUGGAGGAAGAAGAACCAACAAAUUGAUCUGGAUUUGCCUUCGUUUCUAUUCAAUCCCAAUCUUAGCAAGGGCGAGGUGUCCAAAUAUCUCGAGAAUGAGAUCAAUGAGCAAGCCAAGACGGUGGAGGACCUUCAGAAACUUGGAGCCUCCAAGCAAACCGUGAAUUGUGAAAUGAAGAAGUUGACCGAACUGCAGAAUAUUGCCUCGAAAAACUUCAGAUUGGAAAUGGUUGAGCGAAUUCGACGACAAAAAUCCCGAGCUAAUUACUUCAAAGAAAAAUUCGGCUUGGGAUCAGGAGGAGGAGGAGGAGGAAGUGGUGGUGGUGUUAGUGUUAGUGGCAGUGGUAGUGGUAGUGGUAGUGGUAGUGGUGGCACCAAUGGUGGCACCAACAGUGGGAAUCCAUUGGGAGGAAAUGCCGCAGGAACGACGCCCCACAAAUUGAGUGCCAAGUCUAAAUCAAUGUGUCUCCCUUCGUCAACAUUUGAUGACUCUGACUUUGAGGGGAACGAGGACCAGCAGAGGCGAAAGUUCAGUGAUAUGUCCAAGAAUGCCUCUUUUGAAGACGUGCCCAACAACCAGAAAGAGAGCAACUUCAGAAGACCCACACCCUUUGUAAGCAAGGCCAGCACCAUUGAGGAGGAAGACGACGUCAGUUGUACUUCAUCCACGCCAGACAGCAGCGCCAAGAAUCUGAGUCCGAGGAAUUCCACGAAUCCGAACUUGACUUCAGCCGCCAUAUCCAAAACAUUGGAGCCCAAUGUGGAUUUCGAGUUCCAAGUGAAGAUCUUUAUCAAUUCCGGAAAAUGCGUCCUUCACACCUUGCGGGAGGAAGAAAAGCGUGGCAUGAGAAAGGAUCGAAGCUUUUCCGGCAACUUAUUUGACAGCCCGAACGUGACGCGGCGAAGUAAUCGAGGGAACGAUUUCAAGCCAGCUCAUAGUUCCACUCGUUUAAGAGAUAUGCGAGGUAUUUUUCAAGACAUUACCACUUUCUACAUUCCGGGUCUAGAUGUUCGGGUUCAUUACAUCUCCAAGACCGACGAAGGCACAUUAGCGGAUCCCAUUGGACAACCUUCGUUCCUAAAGAAGAGCUCCAGUGCCAAGAAAGGGACCCUGGUCACUUGGAUGACCCUACAGAGCAUUCCAGAAGAGACCAUCAUUACGCCAAAUAUUUUGGAAUUCCUGGAGCAGGCUUUGGAGCCUCUUCCCACUUUCAAUACGAUGCGAGGCACUCAACCUCAGGAUGGCGAGUCGGACUCGGACAACGAUCCUGACUCCAAUGCCGGGUCUCAAACCGGGGCAGUUUUGCCCCCUUCCUAUUCCUCGUUUCCCGUGGAUGUCAUUGUCUACUUUCAUAUGCAGAGCUCCACGUUUCGAUUUUCGUGCAUUCCCGUAUCCAAGGUGGAAUGCAUGCUCAGAUUGCCUUCUUUUGACCUGGUGUUCUCUUCCAAACGGGUGGAUGGUCAAAUCAUGGAGGAAUUCGGGGAUUCGCCUCCAAAUGCCCGAUGGGACGAUCUCCCGGAAGCGGAUCGAAGUCGGUUUGAAGAUGGAAGCGUCAUGGGCGGCCUCAGCGUCACCGGAUGUCUCAAUGACUUUUCCUUGUAUGUGUUCCACCCCUAUGGCGGUGGCCGGAAGCAAAAACCCGAGGAAAUGAAUUUCUCUCCCUUGACCUCCGAGGAGCGAAAAGAUUCACUUAGUGUCAAUGUGGCCUUCGUCAAGUUUCACAUCUCUCGAUCCAGGAAGCUCAAUUUUGAGAAGAUCUCGCUCGAAUCCAGCCAAAAGUUGUUCAAGCUAGCCAACAUGGAGCCCAAGGGCAGCAUUGCGUGUGUCCGUUUCAGCACCAUCAUUGAUAUUGGUUCGGCUUCGUUCAAGUACGACAUGCGGCGGUUGUCCGAGAUCCUGGCCUUCCCCAAAGCCUGGUACCGCCGAACGCUAGUUCGGCGUCUCUUUUUGGGCGAAUUGAAGACCACUUCGUUCCACACCGAAAAGGAAGCCCCACCCAGUACACCGUUGGGUUCGAGUCGGCCCAUGCCAGCCAGUGCGGGCCUGCGGAGACAUUCUAUGAGCACUUCCACUAACGGAACGGGAGGAGGUGGAGGAAGCGGGACCGGUGGAGGUGUGGGCAGCGCCAAAGAGAAGCGGUCGAGCGUUUCCCAGGCAGACAACCAGAAGAAGAUUUGGAUCGGUCAGACCACCGCCCAUUCUUGGGAGACCUUGGUGAUGAUAGCUGUCAAUUUCAAGGAGCUCAAAGUCCAGAUGAACAUGGGCAACGUGAUGGGGAACGUGGAUUGGAUCUCGAAGAACUUGCACUCCCGAGCGCGCCUGUCCAUCGCUUCCACUGGCCACAAAAACAUGGCCAUCACUUUGGGCUUGAAUGAGAGCAACUUUGAGGCAAAAGCUGGAAUCGUGGGCGGGGCUAUCAACAUUGGGAAAGUGGAGACGUUUUGUCAAUUGAAGGAGGACAGUGGGAUUGAGCCCUUCCACAAAUUUGCCUUGCAAGUGGACGUCAUGGAAAUCAAGUUCGAUUACAUGGGCUCGAGCAUCCUCAUGGGUCGAAUCAGCCAUUUGAAGGCCAACAUCAACGACGAUUGGCACGUGACGGAUGUCAAAGAUGAUGCCACCACCAUGCAUCCGGCCCAGAUCUUCAUUCAAGGCGACAUGAAUUGGGAUCAACUUCAGUUGAUGAUCUCCAAGUCCACAAGUGCCGACUUGCUCAAGAUUGCUAAGAAAAUGGAAGAGUUCUUUUCCCAACAGUUCAGAAGCAGCAAGAAACUGUUUUCCAGUCUGGAACCCGGGCCAUGGGCGGGGCGAGGCGCGCCGGCGAAGAAAGCGUCCAAAGAGGUCCCAUCGAUCGCCGACCUCUUGAACAUCAGUCAUCACCGUCAUUGGCAGAAAGCCUUGCAAAAGAUCUCGGGUAUGAAGAUUUACACCCUACCUUUCAAGCUGCCCGAGAUUGGCUCAGUUCUGGGUGGCCUCCUUGAACUCCGGGGCAAACACAUAUCCUUGGCAUGCUUUCACGGAAUCAAUUUUAAGUCCAAAUCCUGGGCCCUGUUCAGCUUGAAAGACCCUUCCAUUUCUUUCACGAGCGAUGCCCAAGACUUCAUGGAAGAGAUGGUUCAAGAGAAUGGCCAAUUGGCCCGAGGCAUGAACACAACCAUAAUUCAAACCUUGUCCUUUGCCCUGGGGCAAUCCAAUCACGCCACCAGAACGUAUCAUGGAUACAUGGCCACGGUCAAGAAGAUCUCGAGGAAUGUCAAGUACCUUCCACCCGUCAAGACAUUGAACGAGUGGUUCAUCUAUGCCUUCCGAAGUUCCGAUCUAGAUGAGGUCGGCCGAUUUCCGUCUUUGAACCCCGGUCCCGGAGGCAAGGACAAAGACGAGGUGACCCAGAAAACCGAAGACAUCUUCGCCCUGCCUUGUCUCACCAUGGACCUGAAAACCAAACACGUCCAAUCCGAAGUCAUUCCCUCAGAGACCGAUCCCAAGCCCACCGUGGAUUGCACCUUCGUGACGGACUUCGACAACCACAUCUAUGUGACCACGGAUGCCGAGGCGUUCUUUUUCCUCCAUGAUCUCAUUAGCUCCUACGUCAAGGAGAAAGAGCGCGUCAUCAAGAGCCAACUGAGCACGGUUCUGGAGAAGUCGGCCACGGCUGAGAAAUCUCCCAACCCGACCACGGCGACCUCUUCAGCAGGCGGAGCCGCCGGCAGUGGCACUAAGGCUAAAGACAAGGAUCCCAAGGCUCUGGCCAUGUUGGAGAAAGAUUGGCGAACGUUCGAUUGCACAUCCUGGCAUCUGGAGCCAACGGUGAGACUGAUCAGUUGGGCGGGCAGUGAAAUGGAGCCCUAUGGAGUGGAUUUCAUAUUGCAGCGGUUAGGCUUCAACCAUGCCCGAACCACCAUACCCAAGUGGCUGCAACGAGGUUGUAUGGACCCGUUGGACAAGAUCAUGUCCGUCAUCGUGUUAAGAACCAUUCAAAUGGUUCAAGAGGAAAAAAGAGCCGUUGAAGAGAAGGCCAACAACCAAAAACGAUUACAAGAUCAUGUGUCGUAGGAUACCAACCAAUGAACUCCCAUCGUACCUCGUUGCUAUUGAAUCAAUCCAUCAAUUAUAACCAUUGAGAGCUUUACAACAACAUGAAUACCACACUGUUAUAUCGUUA
Tigriopus californicus is the source of this 14549-nucleotide messenger RNA. It is a transcript of the gene tweek, whose product is annotated as bridge-like lipid transfer protein family member 1. NCBI's taxonomy places the organism in Eukaryota, Metazoa, Arthropoda, Copepoda, Harpacticoida, Harpacticidae. Gene Ontology annotation, biological process: synaptic vesicle endocytosis. The transcript is spliced from 4 exons. Bases 74 to 14440 code for a protein of 4788 amino acids. The record is from RefSeq and is a predicted model, not a curated record.